GAAGUUUUCAGUGAACUGAAGAGAGAAAUUACAAGCAUGCACUUAGUGCAAAAUUUUGGGCUCAUUAUUUGGUGUUGCUUCCUUCUCAUCAUGCUGUCCUUCGCUGCGGACAAUCAAAAUGCAGAUGUCAUCAAACACUGCAUGAAUUCCACCAAUUCAACGUCUUGCAGUUUAACAUAUGAGCACGUCUACAAAAGCUUAACAAAGAAUGAGAACAGUUUUAACAUAUCCCAUGCCUUGUAUCCUGAAGGAGGAAAGCCAUCAUUUCUUGUCAGAGUAAAUGUUUAUGGGCCCAAUAAAACACACAACUCUACACCAGCACAGUUUCUCUGGAGUAUACACUGUCUGUUUUCUAAUGUUCCUGGAUGGCUGCUUGAAAUAUUGUCUCUUGGCUCCAUUAUUGUGACGUCUAGAACACAAGAGCUCGACGUACAAAUUCCUGCAUUUUGUUGCCACUUAUCAGAGAACAUAGAGAAAAGAGAGGAAAUGAUACAAGGAUUUCUUACAAGGGCAGUAUUUGAAGUAAGUGCAGAUUUUGUCCGAAUAAGUAAAGGUCGCCCUGUACUUUUGCGGGGGUGGUGGGGGAAGGGGGGUUAUCCUGGGCAUUCUUGGUGGAGCGUGCCGCCCGGUUCUCCAAAUCUCCAAAUCUCCAAAAUUUCGCACUAACCCUGGGUUACCGAGGGGUUAUCUUAACCCGGAACCCAGCUUCAAACAACCCGGCCCAGACCUCUAAAAUCCAUACCCGUCUUCAGAUCUGGCCUUUAGACAGAAAUUAUGCUAUCAUUAGUUAGAUUAGAGCGCAAACAAAACAUUCUUCAAAUCCGCAAUUUCGAAUUCGCACAUUUCUCUUUCUUUCUUACUGAUUUUGAAUUGAACGAUAAACCACGUUCAUACACAACCUCGUUCCCAGGGUUCUCUCCUACCCGCCCUACGGAGCUCCGUAGGGCGGGUAGGAGAGAACCCUGGGAACGUGGUUGGUUCAUACACUCCCGUAGUUCCCUCAAGAACCAUACCCGAUCCCAGACGAAAAUGGGCAAAGUGUACAGACGUUUUCAUACCAAAACGGCGCAAAAACACCAAAAAAACCCGAUGGGGCGGCACAUACCUAUACAGCUUAUAAAAGGGAGUACCCCCAGGGCUGUACUGUGAAAAUUGCUUAACAGUUAUUAUUAUUCAUUCAAAACAUUUCGCAGCUCCUAAUUAGCUAAAAGCACGCGCAUAAUUCACCAUAACCAGCUACUAUUGACCAGAUUUGGAAGCAUUUCUAAUUAAUCAACCGAUGACGUCAAAAGUGCUGCACAGUUGCAGGUUAAUGCACUGUUAAGGUGACUCGACCCAGUUUUUUUGGGGGGGGUACCAUCCUACUUUGAAGCUCUCUGGUAUCCCCACCUUUACUUUUAUCGUAAGUCUAACACAUAGAAUGGAUAACAUAUAGAUCAAUCUGCAAUAUAACAUAAAAUUUUUGGCGAUCGGAGUAAAUGUCACGUGGUUAUAAUGCCACGCCCCUUUGUGGUCUGAGUCGAAAAUCGGCUGUUGCCUGCAUUCUUUCGUGAAAAUCUCUCGGCUACACAUAGUGCGCAUUAGUGCCUUGCGCUGAACAGAGUUUCACCGAAAUCGCAAAGACCCAAUUCGAGAAAUUCAGCGGUUUCCAAAAUUAAGGUCAUGAUUUAUGCGAAAAUGAUAAGCAAACUUUACACCGAUUAUAUAUCAUAAACUAUGAGAUUCAUCUCUUUAUUUUGGGCAUCAUUAUAACAGAUGGGUCCUUGCAAGUCAGCAAAACGCUUUAGGGCCUUGUAAAUGCGCGCGAUUUUGAGCAAAGCAAACAUAUAGAAAUUAUAGUUUUCGCUAUUUGUUGACGUUUGUCAGCGUUUAAGAGUCCUUCUCACGAAAAAAGCAUUUUCUUAAAAAUUCGUAGCUUUUUUUCCUUCAAAUUUUUUCAGGGCCACAAUUGAUUAACUAACUACCCGGACUCUGAAUUUCAUGGUCAUUGAAAAAAUGUGACAUUAUCUUCUCUAAGCUCAAACUUGAGUAAACAUUGAAGAUUGUUAGCGUUUUGGCUGAGUUUUGGCUGAGUUUCGCUUGGCUGACUUCCGAAUGCUCACAUUCGGAAGUCAGCCAAGCGUGGUCAUUGCACGCGUGCUGAACAAGAAUGCUGUAUAAUGACAGACUAGAAACAAUAGACAACUCCCAAAGCACAAACUCAGCCAAAACGCUAAAAAUCUUCAAUGUUUACUCAAGUUUGAGCUUAUAGAAGAUAAUGUCACAGUUUUUCAAUGACCAUGAAAUUCAGAGUCCGGGUAGUUAGUUAAUCAAUUGUGGCCCUGAAAAAAUUUGAAGGAAAAAAAACUACGAAUUUUUAAGAAAAUGCUUUUUUCGUGAGAAGGACUCUCAAACGCUGACAAACGUCAACAAAUAGCGAAAACUAUAAUUUCUAUAUGUUUGCUUUGCUCGAAAUCGCGCGCAUUUGCAAGGCCCUAAAGCGUUUUGCUGACUUGCAAGGACCCAUCUGUUAUAACUAUGCCCAAAAUAAGGAGAUGAAUCUCAUAGUUUAUUAUAUAUAAUCCGUGUAAAGUUUGCUUAUCAUUUUCGCAUAAAUUAGGACCUUAAUUUGGAAACCGCUGAAUUUCUCGAAUUGGGUCUUUGCGAUUUUGGUGAAACUCUGUUCAGCGCAAGGCACUAAUGCGCACUAUGUGUAGCCGAGAGAUUUUCACGAAAAAAUGCAGGCAACAGCCGAUUUUCGACUCAGACCACAAAGGGGCGUGGCAUUAUAACCACGUGACAUUUACUCCGAUCGCCAAAAAUUUUAUGUUAUAUUGCAGAUUGAUCUAUAUGUUAUCCAUUCUAUGUGUUAGACUUACGAUAAAAGUAAAGGUGGGGAUACCAGAGAGCUUCAAAGUAGGAUGGUACCCCCCCCAAAAAAACUGGGUCGAGUCACCUUAACAGUGCAUUAACCUGCAACUGUGCAGCACUUUUGACGUCAUCGGUUGAUUAAUUAGAAAUGCUUCCAAAUCUGGUCAAUAGUAGCUGGUUAUGGUGAAUUAUGCGCGUGCUUUUAGCUAAUUAGGAGCUGCGAAAUGUUUUGAAUGAAUAAUAAUAACUGUUAAGCAAUUUUCACAGUACAGCCCUGGGGGUACUCCCUUUUAUAAGCUGUAUAGGUAUGUGCCGCCCCAUCGGGUUUUUUUGGUGUUUUUGCGCCGUUUUGGUAUGAAAACGUCUGUACACUUUGCCCAUUUUCGUCUGGGAUCGGGUAUGGUUCUUGAGGGAACUACGGGAGUGUAUGAACCAACCACGUUCCCAGGGUUCUCUCCUACCCGCCCUACGGAGCUCCGUAGGGCGGGUAGGAGAGAACCCUGGGAACGUGGUUGGUUCAUACACUCCCGUAGUUCCCUCAAGAACCAUACCCGAUCCCAGACGAAAAUGGGCAAAGUGUACAGACGUUUUCAUACCAAAACGGCGCAAAAACACCAAAAAAACCCGAUGGGGCGGCACAUACCUAUACAGCUUAUAAAAGGGAGUACCCCCAGGGCUGUACUGUGAAAAUUGCUUAACAGUUAUUAUUAUUCAUUCAAAACAUUUCGCAGCUCCUAAUUAGCUAAAAGCACGCGCAUAAUUCACCAUAACCAGCUACUAUUGACCAGAUUUGGAAGCAUUUCUAAUUAAUCAACCGAUGACGUCAAAAGUGCUGCACAGUUGCAGGUUAAUGCACUGUUAAGGUGACUCGACCCAGUUUUUUUGGGGGGGGUACCAUCCUACUUUGAAGCUCUCUGGUAUCCCCACCUUUACUUUUAUCGUAAGUCUAACACAUAGAAUGGAUAACAUAUAGAUCAAUCUGCAAUAUAACAUAAAAUUUUUGGCGAUCGGAGUAAAUGUCACGUGGUUAUAAUGCCACGCCCCUUUGAGGUCUGAGUCGAAAAUCGGCUGUUGCCGGCAUUCUUUCGUGAAAAUCUCUCGGCUACACAUAGUGCGCAUUAGUGCCUUGCGCUGAACAGAGUUUCACCGAAAUCGCAAAGACCCAAUUCGAGAAAUUCAGCGGUUUCCAAAAUUAAGGUCAUGAUUUAUGCGAAAAUGAUAAGCAAACUUUACACCGAUUAUAUAUCAUAAACUAUGAGAUUCAUCUCUUUAUUUUGGGCAUCGUUAUAACAGAUGGGUCCUUGCAAGUCAGCAAAACGCUUUAGGGCCUUGUAAAUGCGCGCGAUUUUGAGCAAAGCAAACAUAUAGAAAUUAUAGUUUUCGCUAUUUGUUGACGUUUGUCAGCGUUUGAGAGUCCUUCUCACGAAAAAAGCAUUUUCUUAAAAAUUCGUAGUUUUUUUUCCUUCAAAUUUUUUCAGGGCCACAAUUGAUUAACUAACUACCCGGACUCUGAAUUUCAUGGUCAUUGAAAAAAUGUGACAUUAUCUUCUCUAAGCUCAAACUUGAGUAAACAUUGAAGAUUGUUAGCGUUUUGGCUGAGUUUUGGCUGAGUUUCGCUUGGCUGACUUCCGAAUGCUCACAUUCGGAAGUCAGCCAAGCGUGGUCAUUGCACGCGUGCUGAACAAGAAUGCUGUAUAAUGACAGACUAGAAACAAUAGACAACUCCCAAAGCACAAACUCAGCCAAAACGCUAAAAAUCUUCAAUGUUUACUCAAGUUUGAGCUUAUAGAAGAUAAUGUCACAGUUUUUCAAUGACCAUGAAAUUCAGAGUCCGGGUAGUUAGUUAAUCAAUUGUGGCCCUGAAAAAAUUUGAAGGAAAAAAAGCUACGAAUUUUUAAGAAAAUGCUUUUUUCGUGAGAAGGACUCUCAAACGCUGACAAACGUCAACAAAUAGCGAAAACUAUAAUUUCUAUAUGUUUGCUUUGCUCGAAAUCGCGCGCAUUUGCAAGGCCCUAAAGCGUUUUGCUGACUUGCAAGGACCCAUCUGUUAUAACUAUGCCCAAAAUAAGGAGAUGAAUCUCAUAGUUUAUUAUAUAUAAUCCGUGUAAAGUUUGCUUAUCAUUUUCGCAUAAAUUAGGACCUUAAUUUGGAAACCGCUGAAUUUCUCGAAUUGGGUCUUUGCGAUUUUGGUGAAACUCUGUUCAGCGCAAGGCACUAAUGCGCACUAUGUGUAGCCGAGAGAUUUUCACGAAAAAAUGCAGGCAACAGCCGAUUUUCGACUCAGACCACAAAGGGGCGUGGCAUUAUAACCACGUGACAUUUACUCCGAUCGCCAAAAAUUUUAUGUUAUAUUGCAGAUUGAUCUAUAUGUUAUCCAUUCUAUGUGUUAGACUUACGAUAAAAGUAAAGGUGGGGAUACCAGAGAGCUUCAAAGUAGGAUGGUACCCCCCCCAAAAAACUGGGUCGAGUCACCUUAAUUAAGACCAAGAAGAUCUGGGGACGAGGUUAAGUUUGGUUGUGAAAAGAAAAAUGGCCGAACAGUCGGCGGGACAUUUUACUCGUUUCAAGACGAACUAUUGUUUGAAAACAUAGCAAGAAGACAACUCGAUGGACAACAUCUGCUAUUUGGAGUAUAUUUCCCGACCUGAACAGCCCUUUAUUAUCUUCUAUACAUGCACUAUCGAGGUGAUCUUAACAUCGACGAAGGUAAGGGUUGUUAGUAAACCCUAUAACGGCGUAACGGGUAACGGCGUAACGAGAAACAGCGUAACGAGUUUUUUUUUCUUUUUUCUCUGAAACCCGAUUUCUUCAAACUAUUGAGCAAGAUAAAAAUCUUACCUAAAUCGUUUUGUCCUAAAAAGAUAUCCUCACCUUGCAUCUUUGAUGAGAUGAUAAAAACGUUUACGUUUGCGAACGGGAAAGUAAAACUCUUUUUAACCUGGGGCAGCUAAUCGAACGAAACUGAAGCAAAGAUUAAUCGAACUCAAUCGAACCCAAUCAGUCGGAUUGUUGUUCGAUUGGUUCGGUAAACGAACAUAAUCGAUCGAACUGGACCUUUUCAGUGAGUUCGAUUAAUCGAACUCGUGAGCUCAAUUACCGAACUCAAUCGACGCGAUUAGUUCAAUUUUGUUCGGCAGAAGGACAAAACGCAUCCACUGCAUCCAGUUUCAAUUGAAUCGGAAACAUCUGUGAUCAUCUCUCCAGUAUGUGUGGGAAGCAGUUUCCAAAAAAAUAUUUCAGUUAACCUAGAAUGAACUAUAAAAUCUUUAUGGUUUAAGUGAUUCAAAUUCGAUAAAUUCACAGUUAAUACGGAGGGACAUGAACGGCACAGCUGACGGCACAGUAAAACCAUGUAAAGUGUCUUUCCCGGGACAAUACCGACCAGGGUAUUCUUUAUCAGCUACUUUGUUCUCCUACUUACGUACACUUGUGUAAAUGCCUUAUAUAGCGUGAAAUAAAGAAAUUGGAUAGGAGCACGUCCGUUGAAGUCACUGUUACCGCUACUUCAGUGCAAGAGAAGCAUGGACGCGCACAAGUCCGCGCUUCUAUUUAUAAACGGGCGUCGAAAUAAAGUGGAUCUCAUUUUGUCAAGAGCGUCUACAUUCGCGCCGCUAAAACACAGCUAAAAACAUACCAACCGCUGAUCGAUAAUGCAUAUUUAUCGGGAAGUUUAGAAGAUGAUAAGGUCUGCUCGGGUCUGCAAAUAUACUCCAAUACAAAUAGCAGAUGUCCGUCGAGUUGUCGUCUUACUGUUCUUGCGUUUAGACAAUAUUCCCCCAUAAAAAGAGUGAAAUGUUCCGCGACAGUUCCGCCAUUUUGUUCUUACUACCAAAAUAACUCAACCUCGUCCUCAGGUUUUCUCGGUCAACGGUUCAAUAACCUGCCAGGUAACCUGAUAACCUGCAAAAGGCUGCUUUUUAAAGUCAUUUUGACGUCGUCGGUUCAAUAUCGUAAAUUAUGUGUGUGGUUUUAACCAAUCAGAAACGGGGAAAUAUUUUAAAUGAAUAAUAAAUUAGCAAUCAAUGAAUUCGGCUUUUGUAGGAUAUGAAGACAAGCAGAUCUCGGAGGGUGUUAUCAACCUCAGCCUUCGGCCUCGGUGGAUAACACCCUCCGAGAUCUGCUUAAUUCUUCAUAUCCUACGAAAGCCGAAUUCACUAAUUGAUUUAUUAUUCACUCAAAAUAAUUCCUAGUUUAAAAACAUAGUUAAAACAUUCUUACCUGCAUCGAUGUCAAGUUCAUCUUCGAUAGUGUACGUUUAGGUUUGUCCAGCUCCGCAAAUAUUCUCCAAAUAGCAGAUAUCGCCCUCCGAGUUGUCUUCUUGCCGUUUCUGCUAUGUUUUUAGCUAUUAUUUCGCCUAGUUGCAGCUGUAGUUCUUACUCUUGAAACGAGUGAGGUGUCGGCCUUUUUUGUUUUCACAACCAAAACAACUCAACCUCGUCCCCAGGUCUUCUCGGUUAACGGUGCAUUAACCUGUAGCGGGCUACAUUUUUGAUGUCAUUUCCUCGUUAAACACAAAAUUCUUCCAAAUUUGGUCAUCAGUAACUGGUUAUGGUGAAUUAUGCGUGUGCUUUUAGCCAAUCAGAAUUGUGCAAAUAUCUCUGAACAAUUAUGCAGAUCGAGGAGCUGGGUGGCCGAUGUGGAAAUUAAAACAGCCUCGACUCCGAGAACUACAUAAUUUUUCAUAUCAAACGAAAGCCAAAAUCAAUGGCUGUUUUAUUAUUCAUUUAAAAUAUUUCUAGGUUUUUAACAUCAUUACCACCUUGUAGCGUUUCUUCAAAACAUUUUCCUGUUAAUCAUGCUCAUGCUGACACUUGAACAGGUGUUGGUUCCUUGCAGAUACUCCUCAAAACGCAGAACACAUCUACCGAGCAUACAUACAUUUUUUAAUAUUCUUGCAUUUGUUCCGUUCACUUUCUAUAAUUCGGCUAUUUAGUCCCGCUUACGUUAGCUGCGAGACUCUAAAAAUACAACCAUUUCUUUUUCCUUUUUUGUGUGCGUGCGCCAAGAGGGAAGUCAUAGUCCCAGGCGGUCGUAGCGGAGACUGUGGAAACUGGGGAUAAGAUUGGCGGCAUGACGAAAGCCAUAGUACACAGAAAGCUCGUUCAGGAAAUAUUAAUGCGACAGGACUUCUCCAAGGGUGGCGGGUGACGGAUGUCGGGUGAUGGGUGACAGGUGGUGGGGAUAAUAAUAAUGAAAAUUAUGAUAAUCAAUAAAAGUUAAUAAUAAUAUCCUUAUUAAUAAUGAACGCAAAUCACUGUAACUUUUCUUUUUGUUGAUCUACAGCUGCAAGAUCUGGCUGUAAGUCCGAAUAUUCGGGAUCCAUCUUUGAACACAGCUCAAUGUGUUAUACAGGGUUAUAAAGGUAAAUUCUUUGACUCCCCAGGAAAUAUUGGUGGAAUGUUAAUGGCAGGUAGUUUGUUUGCAAAUUGCGCUGGCACUAUUUUCAUUUGGGCGAUAGUCGACAUGAGAAAAAAUAACAGAUCAAGUGGCAGGAAGAUUAAAAACACGGUAACUGCCAUGUGUGUUUCGAUUCAUUUCUUGUCAGUACUAUGCAUUUUAUGUUUUAUUGUUGCCUGUGGAUUGGCUUUUCGUUUUUCUGAAGAUUUUUCUUUGUUAUCUAGCUUAGCUUCUGUAAUUAUAUAUGCUGUCCCCUCAACCUUUUUUUAUUAUAUAUUAAUGCACCGCUUAUCAUUUUCCUAUGUUAAUUGUAAACGCGGUAUUAAAGCAAUAUUUUGCCUAUUAUGUACAUUUGGAGGACAUACGAUAUGCUAUAUAAGUUGCUGGCUUGUAAUUGGGAUAAGAAUCAAUCCGUCAUGGGGUUUAACUAUUGCUCUCUUUAUCAUUUCUAUUUUCGCUGCAUUUACUUACGUAGUGUACCUUUACCUGGAUGUAUUUUACCCAAACGGUUAUAACAUGAGAGAGCUUGGAGAAAAUACACUUCAAGACUUUUUAUGGGGAACUUAUACUUUGUCUGACAACCGCCCAAACGAUAAUGAUGACCAAAACCGAGUUACUGCGCUUUUUAAGUUCCUUGCUUUAUCGGAACGCUUCAGAGGCAGCAGGGCUAAAUUUUUUUGUAUGCUUGGAUGUACUGCUGUGGGGUCUAUUUUUGUCGUGGUAAUUUUAGCAGGGCCCUCAUUUGGUGGACAGACUAGUGCUGCAGACGAACUCCUUAAAACCUCCUCUUUGUAUUUUAUUACUGCAUUUAUAACUUGGGCUACUUUGAAGAAGCACGCUUCUAUCUAUGCUCCCCUCCAAAAGGAAAGAGCCCAAAAUGCUGAAGGACAGGACACUGACCACCACACUGGAGACCACCCCGGUGGCGAGUUUGGCACCCUUGUUCAAAAUAACUAUUACUACUAUCAUUAUUAUCAUGGUGACAGGCGCGUGUCUUACGAACACUCGUACACUUUUACGCGCGAAACAAGAGUGUAGAAAUACAAGUUGUUUGAUAGAAAAUGCACGCAAAUUCUGACCAUUGAUUACUAUUAACGUUCGAGUCCUUUGAACUUGAAGUAUAUUUUAGAGUAAUAAAUAUGCUGAUUUGGUAUAAAACUUCUAUUAUAUGUCCAGAAUUGCACGAUUUGGCGAAAAUGGCGAGUUUGGCGAAAAUUCGUCAAGUUUUUGCGAAAACUCCAUUGUAAUGGCAAAAGGAAAGUGGUGAUUUUGACGAAAAUGGCGAAUUUGGCGACGAUUCUCCAAAGUUUUAGUGAGCUACUAGUUGCGUAAAAAGUUGCAAUUAAACUGAUGAGUUGAGUGCGUUCUGUAGAAACUUGAAUAAUACUUCGGUUCGGUCGUUAAGUAAUUUUCUUUAGCUCAAAGGGUUGGUCAUGGUGAAGACAAUUUAAUCCGCUCCAUUUUGUAGUAUAAUAGUAUAUUAUUAUAUCCCGUAUGUAGAACUGACUACCAGCAUUCUUAAAGAAUACACAAGAUGUGGCAUCUUUUCGUAGCCUUUUUACUGGAUGUCAAUGCAAUAACUGCAUUUGAUAUUUCUUCUUAAAUUGAUUCUUAGAUUGUGUACUUUUUCAUUUUCUCUUUUUUAGUAUUUUAGACAUAGUUUAGGGAAUUUUCUAUUUGUAUUUUUAAUCACUCUUCCGUUUUUAUCAAUUUAUCUAUUUAUCAAUACGCGCAAACUGUUUUAGAUUUUUAUCCUUCUUAAUUCUUAGUUUUUAAUUGUCAAUCACUUUAACAUGAGCCUUCGCCUCGGGAGACUGGGUAACCACUCCCUGUGUGAUUCACAUUAAAUAAAUAAUCUUAUCCUAUCCCAAAAUGCACCUUGUUUGCCUCCCAAAAUUGUGCAUAAACAUUGUUAUCAAUUUCUCUUGGGACGGCUGUAAUACCCGGGAGAAAUGAAAAACAAAGUUUAUGCAAAACAAGGUGUAUUAUGGGACAUGUGCAAAUGGCGAAUGCAGCAAUGUCCGAGUUCGGUUCGCAGGUGUGUCCUCAAAUUCUUGUUUCCAUUUUCCCCUUUCCGUUUAGCUUUAAGUAAGUAGCUUCAAGUACCCUUCAAAUUUUAAACAAAUUUCAAAAGCGAAUACAGUGCAUUAGGGACCUUAAGCAACGACUACGACGACGGCAGUGAAAACAUCAGUAAAAAAAUGAAUUUGGGUCCUUUCAAACUUUAUCGCGUCUAUUUGGAACCGCUCAAUUAUUCUAAUAUAGGCGACUUCAGUUUCCUGGAGUUGAAUUCUUAAGGGCUUUGUCCAUGUUCAAAUAGAGAAGGGAAAAUUUGUCGUAGUAUGUCCACCUCGUCGGUAAAUCGUCGCAUUGAGAGGUUUUCACGUCGUAGUCGUGCAGUAGACGUCAAGGAAAUGUACUAAAAAGCGUGAUGCACGUGCAGAGCAGUUGUUUUGCUCGUAAAACCAAUUUUUUUUUUGACGUUGUUUUCGUCGUUGCUUAAGGUCUCUAAUAAUAUGAUGUAAACUGCUGAGAAUACAUAUCAUACUUAUCUUCAUACUUUGCAGAAUACCAGUUGUAUUAGAAAGCCGUAGGUCAUCUCAGGAAGGGAGGAGGGGGGCGGUGCGCACCCCUGCACACUCCCACUAGAUCCGCCCCUGGGCGUAUAGUUUUAGACAUAUUGAUUAAUGGAAAAAUGUGUUUGCAGAAUGAAUCCAUAGAUUUGUACACAUUAAAAACAAUGCAUGCUAUUUGUAGAGAAUUAGGUAAUGCUAGCUUCAUUCAGAAAUACAAUAUACUCAUAGUUAUUCAUAUUUUUACAUAUUUCUUCUUCUGUUUAGCUACGAUUUGCACCUAGUUACUCGUGACGUUAGACGGUAUAUUGUAACUCAUCCGUGA
Porites lobata is the source of this 11145-nucleotide messenger RNA. Lineage: Eukaryota; Metazoa; Cnidaria; Anthozoa; Scleractinia; Poritidae. The record is from the annotation of a GenBank genome assembly.